AUGGUGGAGGUCGGCCUGAAGGGCUGGCUGCUCUGGGCUCUGCUCCUGAAGUCGGCCCAGAGCGAGCUGUACACGCCCAUACACCGGCCCGGAUACUGCGCCUUCUACGACGAGUGCGGGAAGAACCCGGAGCUGUCUGGAAGCCUGGCUUCACUGACCAACGUGUCCUGCCUGGACAACACGCCUGCUCGCCACGUCACGGGUGACCACCUGACCCUCCUGCAGAGCAUCUGUCCCCGCCUCUACACCGGCCCCAACACCACCUACGCCUGCUGCUCCCCGAAACAGCUGGUGGCCCUGGACGUGAGCCUGAGGGUCACCAAGGCCCUCCUCACCCGCUGCCCUGCCUGCUCUGACAACUUCGUGAGCCUGCAUUGUCACAACACCUGCAGCUCCAACCAGAGCCUCUUCAUCAACGUGACCCGAGUGGCCGGGCAGGGGGGCAGCCAGCCCCGGGCGGUGGUGGCCUAUGAGGCCUACUACCAGCGCAGCUUCGCCGAGCGGACCUACGACUCCUGCAGCCGGGUGCGCAUCCCUGCGGCCGCCACGUUGGUGGUGGGCUCCAUGUGCGGUGUCUACGGCUCUGCCCUCUGCAAUGCCCAGCGCUGGCUCAAUUUCCAGGGGGACACGGGGAACGGCUUGGCACCCCUGGACAUCACCUUUCAUCUGUGGGAGCCUAGCCAGGCCGAGGGCAGCGUGAUGCAACCUCUGAACGGUGAGGUCGUGCCCUGCAACCGGUCCCUGGGCUACGGCGCGUCGGCCUGCUCCUGCCAGGACUGCACUGCUUCCUGCCCCGUCAUCGCCCGGCCCCCAGCCCUGGACCCCACCUUCUACCUGGGCCGCAUGGUAGGGAGCCUGGCCCUCAUCCUCAUCCUCGGCUCUCUCUUCGUCUCGCUCACCGCCUUCCUCCUGUGGUCCCGCCUGGCCAAGCGGGGCCAACGCAAGACGCGCAGCCCCGAGGCGAGCAUCGGCCUCGCCCACCGGCUCAGCCUCUCCACCCACACCGUCCUCAGCCAGUGCUUCCAGUGCUGGGGCACGUGGGUGGCCUCGUGGCCAGUGACCAUCCUGGUGGUGUCCACUGUUGUGGUGGUGCCCAUGGCAGGGGGCCUGGCUUUUCUAGAACUGACCACAGACCCCGUGGAGCUGUGGUCAGCCCCCAGCAGCCAAGCCCGAAGUGAGAAGGCAUUCCACGACAAGCAUUUUGGCCCCUUCUUCCGAACCAACCAGGUGAUCUUGACGGCACCUGGCCGGCCCCGCUACAGGUAUGACUCCCUGCUGCUGGGGCCCAAGAACUUCAGUGGGAUCCUGUCCUCUGACCUGCUGCUGGAGGUGCUGGAGCUGCAGGAGAGGCUGCGGCGCCUGCAGGUGUGGUCGCCAGAGGAGCAGCGAAACGUCUCCCUGCAGGACACCUGCUACGCCCCCCUCAACCCGCACAACGCCAGUCUCUCCGACUGCAGCGUCAACAGCCUCCUGCAGUAUUUCCAGAACAACCGCACGCGCUUGCUGCUCACGGCCAACCAGACGCUGUCGGGGCAGACCUCCCAGGUGGACUGGAAGGACCACUUUCUCUACUGCGCCAACGCCCCCCUCACCUACAAAGAUGGCACGGCCCUGGCCCUGAGCUGCAUGGCUGACUACGGGGCGCCCGUCUUCCCUUUCCUCGCUGUGGGGGGCUACAAAGGGAAGGACUAUUCUGAGGCGGAGGCCCUGAUCAUGACCUUCCCCCUCAACAAUUACCCUCCUGGGGACCCCCGCCUGGCCCAGGCUAAGCUCUGGGAGGGGGCCUUCUUAGAGGAGAUGCGAGCCUUCCAGCGUCGGACGGCUGGUGUGUUCCAGGUCACAUUCAUGGCGGAGCGCUCCCUGGAGGAUGAGAUCAACAGCACAACAGCCGAGGACCUGCCCAUCUUCGCUGUCAGCUACCUCGUCAUCUUCUUGUACAUCUCCCUGGCCCUGGGCAGCUACUCCAGCUGGCGCCGAGUACUGGUGGACUCCAAGGCCACGCUGGGCCUGGGCGGGGUGGCUGUGGUGCUGGGAGCAGUCAUGGCUUCCAUGGGCUUCUUAUCCUACCUGGGUGUCCCCUCCUCACUGGUGAUCCUGCAAGUGGUACCAUUCCUGGUGCUCGCCGUGGGGGCCGACAACAUCUUCAUCUUCGUUCUCGAGUACCAGAGACUGCCACGGAGGCCUGGGGAGGGACGGGAGGCCCACAUCGGCCGAGCCCUGGGCAGAGUGGCCCCCAGCAUGCUGCUCUGCAGCCUCUCCGAGGCCAUCUGCUUCUUCCUAGGAGCUCUGACCCCCAUGCCAGCUGUGCGGACCUUUGCCCUGACCUCCGGCUUUGCGUUGCUUCUCGACUUCCUGCUGCAGAUGUCAGCCUUCGUGGCCCUGCUCUCCCUUGACAGCAGAAGGCAGGAGGCCUCCCGGCUGGACGUCUGCUGCUGCAAGAGCGCCCAGGAGCUGCCCCCGCCUAGCCAGGACGAGGGGCUACUGCUCCGAUGCUUCCGCAAGUUCUACGUCCCGUUCCUGCUGCACCGGUUCACCCGUGUGGUCGUGCUGCUGCUCUUCCUGGCCAUGUUUGGAGCAAGUCUCUAUUUCAUGUGCUACGUCAAAGUGGGGCUGGACCAGGAGCUGGCCCUGCCCAAGGACUCGUACCUGCUUGACUAUUUCCUCUUUCUGAACCGCUACUUUGAGGUGGGGGUCCCAGUCUACUUUGUAACCACUGGGGGCUACAACUUCUCCAGUGAGGCAGGUUUGAAUGCCAUCUGCUCCAGCGCAGGCUGCAACAACUUCUCCUUAACCCAGAAGAUCCAGUACGCCGCCGAGUUCCCUGAUGAGUCUUACCUGGCCAUCCCUGCCUCCUCCUGGGUGGACGACUUCAUUGACUGGCUGUCCUCACCUUCCUGCUGCCGCCUUUAUGUCUUUGGCCCCAAUAAAGAUGAGUUCUGCCCCUCGACUGUCAACUCCCUGGCCUGCUUGAAGAACUGCAUGAGACACACAGCAGGGUCUGUCCGGCCAUCCGUGGAGCAGUUCCACAAGUAUCUUCCCUGGUUCCUGAAAGAUGAGCCCAACAUCAAAUGUCCCAAAGGCGGCCUGGCAGCGUACAGCACCUCCGUGAAUUUGGGCCCAGAUGGGCAGGUCUUAGCCUCGCGGUUCAUGGCCUACCACAAGCCGCUGAAGAACUCUCAGGAUUACACGGAGGCUCUGCGGGCAGCUCGGGCGCUGGCAGCCAACAUCACCGCCGACCUGCGGAAGGUGCCGGGCACCGACCCAGACUUCGAGGUCUUCCCUUACACGAUCACCAACGUGUUCUAUGAGCAGUACCUGACCGUGGUCCCUGAGGGGCUCUUCAUGCUCACCGUCUGCCUGCUGCCCACCUUCGCUGUCUGCUGCUUCCUGCUGGGCAUGGACAUCUGCUCCGGCCUCCUCAACCUGUUCUCCAUCAUCAUGAUCCUGGUGGACACUGUGGGCUUCAUGACCCUGUGGGAUAUCAGCUACAAUGCUGUGUCCCUCAUCAACCUGGUCACGGCGGUGGGCAUCUCUGUGGAGUUCGUGUCCCAUAUCACCCGCUCCUUUGCCAUCAGCACCAAGCCCACGCGGCUUGAGAGGGCCAAGGAGGCCACCAUCUCCAUGGGCAGCGCGGUGUUCGCAGGAGUGGCCAUGACCAACCUGCCCGGCAUCCUCGUCCUGGGCCUGGCCAAGGCGCAACUCAUCCAGAUCUUCUUCUUCCGCCUCAACCUCCUCAUCACUGUGCUGGGCCUGCUGCAUGGCCUGGUCUUCCUGCCGGUCGUCCUCAGCUACCUGGGGCCUGAUGUCAACCCAGCUCUGGUGCAGCUGCAGAAGCAGGAGGAGGAGGUGACUGCAGCCAAGGCGGCCUCCUGGUCAAAGCGCCCUGCCCCGACGAGCACGGCCAACAGUGUCCAUGUCAACUACGGCUUUGAAUGUCCUGACAAGAGCGAGGGUGGCCUGGGUAGCUCUCCGCCUCACAAUAGGCAGAAGCUCUGA
Molecule: messenger RNA, 3996 nt
Organism: Lagenorhynchus albirostris (white-beaked dolphin)
Lineage: Eukaryota; Metazoa; Chordata; Mammalia; Artiodactyla; Delphinidae
Gene: NPC1L1
Product: NPC1 like intracellular cholesterol transporter 1
Exons: 19
Coding region: 1-3996 (1331 amino acids)
Cellular component (GO): membrane
Molecular function (GO): lipid carrier activity
Source: RefSeq, a predicted model, not a curated record